Molecule: messenger RNA, 1856 nt
Organism: Drosophila serrata
Lineage: Eukaryota; Metazoa; Arthropoda; Insecta; Diptera; Drosophilidae
Source: RefSeq, a predicted model, not a curated record
ACUAAAAUGUUUCCCUUUUCUUUUCCUGUCUAACCUACCGAAUUUUCAAUAUUUCAAGGCCCCGAGUGUCGGGGAAAAUGCCAGCACUGGGUUUAACAGAGACGCCGUAUCCUUAUCCUUUAAAAUGGCUGACGCGAUCCGGUGCGCCUGCGAUACCCUGAACUCAGCCGUCGGGCAGCUGGCUGCGCUGCGCAUCUCCGAGAUCCGGCAGAGUCUUGAAUUCCUUGGCGUGCAGCAUACGGAGGUGUUGCUGGGCCUGGUCGUGUUCGCCCUUCUGCAGUUUACAAAGUUCGCAGCCAUUCUGCUGCUUGCCAUCCUUGUGGCUUAUGGCAUAUUUUACCUGUGGGACAAUUUCUUCCCGGGGAUCGCUCAAUUUGGCUACAGGGGCAUAAAGAUGUGCCGAAAUGUCCGCACCUCUGCCAACCUGCCGCCUUUCACAUAUUCCGAUGGUGAAGAGAGCAUAGCUACGGGAGAGUAUAUAGUGAAUCCCACACGUGGAAUUGCCAGCGACCUGUUUGCAGGACCAGCCAGGAUGCUGGUGCCAAUUCUGCAGGACAGCAACAAAAUAUUCCAGAGCGCCAAUAUGCAGGCGGGUUCGCCGCUAGUAGGCUUGACAGAGCUGACACGCAGAGGAUCUCGUGGUCAGGGCUCACACAGGGGGUCGGAGGAUGCAACAAGUAAGCAGCGCCAUGAUCAGCGGCGCUACUGGAAACCUAUAGGCUCUGAUAGGGAACGGGAUCGGGAACGGGAACGAGAACGAGAUCACCAUUCCUACAGGCGAAGUGGUCAGAGUACAAGUCACGACGUCAAGCGCACCACUAAUGUCCUGCGCAUCCCGAAAAUCACCAGUGGUGUGGUUGACUUCCAGCGACUGCGCAACGUCACGAGUGAGGAUCUGAAGCGCUUGCCCAAUAUCACCAGUGGAGAGUCUAGGAGAACGCACAAGGAGGAAUACAGGAGAUUGUCGAAUGUCACCAGUGCUGAGUUGGGAUCCCGCAGGGUUUCCAAGAUCACAAGCCACGCCAAGGAAACCCCAAGAUGGCUGAAUAUGGCCACUGGGGUGACUGAGUCCCGGAGGAGAUCGAAGAGCUCACAUCCCCAAGACGGCGGCGAGACCCGUCGCCCAUCCCAUACCGGGGGCGGAACUGGCGAAUCCAAGCGCCGUCGUUCGUCAGAGCGGCCGUAUCCCGCCCACGGACGUCGUCCAGAGGAGCCGCCGCCGCGGCAUCCACAUCGGAUUCCUGCCAGCUCCGACGACAAUCGUCCCACCAAAAACCGUCGCAGCCUCAAUACCAACAGUCGUUCCGGAGUGAUUCGGCGCCAGUAUCCGGAGGAUCACUACGAGCGGCUGAGAGUAGAGAACCGGGACUACCAAUCCCGCCGAGUGGGGGCCAGUAGUGGUCAUCCCACCUCUGAGGGUGCGAUGCUCACCCAUCAGGAAAACUUCGUUGCCAGCUUCCGAAACAAUGACCGACGCGAGUCCCUCCGGAACCCAAAACCAAGUAAGCCAGGAAAGGAGGGAACUAACAAAAGCAGACGCGAUCGCAAGAAGUUUUAACCAGGUGUUAUCAAAUGCCAGAGGUCACUUUAAGUGAAGUUCCAAAAAAUAUGUCUGCGAAAGCCCAAGGAUUACUGAAAAAGGUGGAAUAUCCAAACAAGAGAAAAUGAAAAGCAAACCUAAAAGAUGAUAUAGCUUUUGCUUUUAAAUACAAACAAGGAAGAAAUGAAAUCCAUUUAUACAAUGCCUUGUGAAUUAAUCAAGAAAGCUUAAGAGCUCAUUAGUUUCUGUGUAAAGCUUUUAGCCAAAUUUCUGUGCAUAGCAAUCAAUAAACUCCCGAAGGCAUUAAUUUCAUUAA